GCUCAAAAUCUUGAUACUGUUAGCUUUGUUAUUUCACAACCUUGUCGUUCUGGGUUGGCAAAAUGGUGGCAGACGACACCGUUGACCGCGAUCUUCCUUAUAAUAAAUUUGUUUUCAGCAUUUUUAAGAUCAUAGAUAAACCAGUGACUGCUUUUAGAGAAAAAAUCGUUGAGCCACUUCAAAGUAGGAAUAAACACUAUUUUUAUCACCGUCGAUUCAGAAGAGUGCCAACCGUCGACCAGUGUGAAUUUAAUGACGUAGUAUGUGUGUUUGAAGCUAACCAACAGUUCAAACGAGACUGGAGCGUUGAUUCAAAUAUCUUGAAGAUUCUUCGUAAACGAAAGAUGGAAUGCAUUAUGUAUGAAGGUGCUAAUGCUCCACAAAAAUGCAAAAAGGUUACUGAAGAUUAUGAAAAUGCUUCUACUAACUAUUUCAUAAAAUAUGGUGAACUUGGAGCUGCAGCUAAUGCUGUCGAUGCCUACAUGAAACAGAAACAUCGCAUGAUCUGGGAAAGAAGACAAGAAAUACAAGGCACUGGUAAACGAUUACGCUGAAAACUUUGCAGGAAAUGUCUGUAAUUCUUAGGCUUCUUCUAUUUUACCAAAUUUAAAAGUAUUAGAAAACCAAUAAAAUAUAAAAACUGUU
Molecule: messenger RNA, 645 nt
Organism: Octopus sinensis (East Asian common octopus)
Lineage: Eukaryota; Metazoa; Mollusca; Cephalopoda; Octopoda; Octopodidae
Product: NADH dehydrogenase [ubiquinone] 1 beta subcomplex subunit 10
Exons: 4
Coding region: 63-554 (163 amino acids)
Source: RefSeq, a predicted model, not a curated record